AUGAUUAGUUCUGCACUUUCAGGCGAAAACCCCGAGAAAAUUGAAAAAGAAUAUGUGGACUGUUUACCUUGCAAACUCACAGGUGCGGCAGCUUUUGGAGGUUUGGGUGGAUAUGCUUUACGUGAAGCUACCGUAGUAAAUAAAUUACCCGGUAGAGCAAAGACAGCCAUUGGAUUAGGUGUCACUGGUGUAGCAUUUAUUUCUGCUGGCUUGUAUAGACUUACUAUGUAA
This is a messenger RNA of Mucor mucedo, 231 nucleotides long. RefSeq lists its product as uncharacterized. The record is from RefSeq and is a predicted model, not a curated record. NCBI's taxonomy places the organism in Eukaryota, Fungi, Mucoromycota, Mucoromycetes, Mucorales, Mucoraceae. The coding region runs from base 1 to 231 and encodes 76 amino acids. The transcript is spliced from 3 exons.